Molecule: messenger RNA, 415 nt
Organism: Nothobranchius furzeri (turquoise killifish)
Lineage: Eukaryota; Metazoa; Chordata; Actinopteri; Cyprinodontiformes; Nothobranchiidae
Product: SLC35A4 upstream open reading frame protein
Source: RefSeq, a predicted model, not a curated record
ACAGUUUCAACAUCAGACGUAACUAAUCGAUCUAAAUUCGCUCAGUCUUACGAAUCAAAUCAACGGAAUGAUUAAAAAUGGCGAAUGACAAGGAUCCACUAAAGCAGCUAAAAGAUCUGACCCUGCUCAAGACUCAGCUGGAGGAGAUCAAGAGGAGAGUAGAGAGGGAGGCGUCUGCUGGAGUCCCUCAGGGCAGCUUUGUAUUGGGAUCUCCGUUUCUGAAGGGUCUUUUGGCCGGCUAUAUGGUGGCCAAGCUCCGGUCCUCGGCCAUCCUGGGAGUGCUGCUGGGAACUGCCACUGGCAUUUACGCCGCUCAGAACUAUCGGGUUCCUAACAUCGAGAGGACUGUUGAAGAGUACAUGAACAGCCUGAAGAAGGGGCCGAAGUAAUUCAAGCUGGUGGAUCAUUUUGGGUU